This is a messenger RNA of Babesia bigemina, 930 nucleotides long. RefSeq names its product HAD superfamily hydrolase, putative. Bases 1 to 930 code for a protein of 309 amino acids. Gene Ontology annotation, molecular function: magnesium ion binding; phosphatase activity. The record is from RefSeq and is a predicted model, not a curated record. NCBI's taxonomy places the organism in Eukaryota, Apicomplexa, Aconoidasida, Piroplasmida, Babesiidae. Gene Ontology annotation, cellular component: cytosol. The transcript has 2 exons.
AUGGACACCGCCGUGCAACGUUUAGUGGCUCCACCGCUGCAGAACGUUGCAAGCAACGACCUGUGCCGCAAUGUCGGCGAUGUAUCACCGUACGGUCGCCGCCUUCCACGGCCCGCGCUCUUCGCUGUCGACAUUGACGGCACGUUUCUGUCUGCGGAGGCCGAGGUAAUGAGGAAGAACCGUGCCGCCUUCGCGAACACCCUCAAGGCCGGGUUCAAUGUGUUUUUUUGUACAGGCCGACCUCACGUGAGCUCGAUGGCAGUACUGGACGAGCAGUUUGUGCGCUCCACCGGGUACCGCGGCUACCCCGGCGUGUACCACAACGGCGCUGUGGUGUACGACGGGUCGGGCGCGGUGCUGCGGAUGAACGUUUUCGGGGCUCAGUUCCUGACGGUGUUCUGUGAGUUCCUCGUGUCGCAUCAGCUGGAAAAAUACGUGGCGUUCUGCGACAUGAACGGAGCGUACAUGCUGUGCGACGACUCCAGCUGCAUGAAAGAGAUUCUUGCGGACGUCGAUAUGCACGAUCCGCCCACCGUGGUCACACCCGCCGACCUGCUACUGAAGAAGAUAUCACUCCUGAUUGUUCACCACAAGGAGGUCAUCACGCAGCAACCUCACGUUAAGUGCGACGUGGACUAUGUCCUGAAGGAGGGAUCUUUUGGCGCCUGGGACGUCACUCCGUGCACUUCUACGAAGGCUGAGGGCCUAAAGGUGCUGCUGGAGAGCUACGGGGUCACCAGUGCGGAUUGCGGUUUCAUUGGCAACGGCACGAACGACGUGGAGGCGAUGAGCCUCUGCGAGCUGUCGUUCGCCGUGCAGAAUGCGGAGGCGAACGUGCAGGAUUUCGCCAAGUACACACUCGCCGAGACUAAUGAGGAAGGCGCAUUCCACACUGUAAUGAAACUAGUGUACGGCGUGCCGUGCGAAUGA